Musa acuminata AAA Group (dessert banana) is the source of this 603-nucleotide messenger RNA. RefSeq names its product F-box protein At3g49450-like. NCBI's taxonomy places the organism in Eukaryota, Viridiplantae, Streptophyta, Magnoliopsida, Zingiberales, Musaceae. The record is from RefSeq and is a predicted model, not a curated record. Gene Ontology annotation, molecular function: protein binding. The transcript has a single exon. The coding region runs from base 1 to 603 and encodes 200 amino acids.
AUGGCUGCCACGGCCAACUCGUUGAAGAUAAGAAGGCGACGACUCUGCCACAGCCAGUGCAGCAGAUGUAGUCUUCCUGAUGACCUGUUGGUUCAGAUACUCUCCCGGCUACCCGUGAAGUCCACCCUCCGGUUCCGCUGCGUUUCCAAAGAGUGGCUUGCCCUCCUCUCGGAUCGCGGCACUUACUCCGUCAGAUACCUAUGUCCGACCAUAUGCGGCUUCUUCUAUCGACGACCCCACCUUGCAGGGUCUUGGCAGUACGCGCCGAUCCACCCUUAUAAGGAUCACCACUUGGAUCUCAACAAUCUCACCUCUCAUCUACCUGACCAUCGCAACCUGAAUCUAUUGGAUAUCUGCAAUGGUUUGCUUCUCCUCGGCUGCAGAGAAAACAAGAGCUAUAAGUCGAUGAUUAUUUGCAACCCGUUCCGGAAGGACGAGACAAAUUGGGUGACCAUCCAUAUCAAUGGCGCACUCAAACGACUAUCCCCAGUACGUCAUUUUGUCUCAGCGAAGUUGAUGACCCAUCGAGUCUCCCCUCAUUUCAAGUGCGCCCUCCUCUUUGGGGACUACCAUUUUAAUGAAUGGGGUAUUUUGGUGUUUUGA